AUCGUGAUUGCUAGGCUACUAUGGACUACGAAACAAAAGACAAACUACAGCAGCUGUCACUUUUUCUCUCUAACCUCCCAAAAACCAUUCCCUACGCAGACGCCGCACAGACUCCACUACCGCUUCUUCUUGGAUGAUGAAAAAAUCGAAGACAUGGGACCAAUCGGAGCGCUGAAUCGCGAGCUCGAAUGUGUCAUGGGUCAACGUCAUAAUGGUCCUAUUUUGUUCAAGGAGCGUGGGCCCGGGCUCGAGGCUGUAGUGGAUGUACUCGAAUCCCACCUAAUCGAACACCACAAUUCCCCAGAGACCAUACUCCUCGUCAAAUGGGUUGAUGAUCUCACAACAGCGGCAAAAGCUGCAUUCGCAUCCGCACAACGCACUUGCCAACUUGUGCGGCGGCUGCGAAACCUGCAGCAAAGGUCACUGCAAAAUCAAAUGGUAAAAAAAACUAUUCAAGGGUUAGCAAACAAGCUUCGCAGUCUGUUUCUGCGCCCAUCAAGAAGACUGCGGUCAAAAGCUCGUCCAGGUCUCUACCUGCUCCUUCUGAUUGGAACCUGUGGGAGUGAUUCACCCAAAUUCACGUACAACGUAAUUUACGCUGGUGAAUCUGAGGGCCUCUGGGCGCAUUGUGAAUUUACC
Molecule: messenger RNA, 639 nt
Organism: Suillus subalutaceus
Lineage: Eukaryota; Fungi; Basidiomycota; Agaricomycetes; Boletales; Suillaceae
Exons: 4
Source: RefSeq, a predicted model, not a curated record